GAAAAGAAUACUAGACUUUACCUUUUACCUUUAGCAUAACGUCUUUCUUUCUGAUCGGAGUAUUUUAUUUCGUCGUCCUUUAGAUUUAUUAUAUGUUAAGUAUUGUUUAAUCCAUUAGUACGACUGGCAUAUUUGAAGUUGAACUGAUUUACCAAAAAUUACCGUCGUCGCCCUUCCCUGCGAUUUCAUCACUGCCCUCCUUCUUCGGUUGCAGACUAGGCAGAAACCCUAAUCGCCAUGGGAGAUAAUCGUCAGUCUUUUGUACAUCAUGCUCUUGGUGGCGGCUCAGUGGCGGAUGUACUGUUGUGGAGGAGAUGGUGUGCUAGUGUUACUCUGCUAGUCAGUUCCACUGCGCUUUGGAUUUUGUUUGAGCGAGCUGGAUAUAAUGUCCUUUCCUUUGUUGCCAAUGUGAUGUUGCUUCUAGUUGUGAUUCUCUUCUUCUGGGCUAAAUCUGCCUCACUUCUUAACAGGCCUUUACCUCCUAUCCCUGAUUUGGAGGUUCAUGAGGAAUCUGUGGUAAAGGCUGCUGACAUGAUGCGUGUUUGGAUCAAUCAUGUCCUGAUGAUUGCCCAUGAUAUUGCUAUUGGUGGGAAUUUAAAACUAUUUGUUAAGGUUUCUCUUGUCUUGUGGCUUAUAUCUUAUGUUGGUAGUUUCUUCAACCUCCUCACUUUCAUCUACAUGGGAAUUCUUUUUAGUUUGUCUGUGCCUCUGCUGUACGACAAGUAUCAAAAUCAAAUUGAUGACAAGCUUAUUAUAGCACAAAAGGUCAUUCAGACACAGUACAAGAAAAUUGAUGAUAAUGUACUGAGAAAGAUUUCAAGGUCUUCAAAUAAGGAAAAGAAGACUCAGUAAAACUGAAGUGGGGUUGAGUUAAUUGCUUUUGGAAUGGCUGGAAUUGCUGGAUGAUUAGUGGUUAUAUUAGGUGGAGAUGAAGGUCUUGAAGGGAUUGUACAAAGUUUGUUGAGUGGUUUGCUAGUUGCCACAAAGAUCUGUAUUUCCUCCUAAAAAAGCUCUGUUAUCUGGUUUGGUAAGGCUAUUGACUCUAGGACCUGUAAGGCUGUUGAAAGAAAGAUCAAUUGUAGCAUUGCUGGUAUUUUCUUGUCAAAUCUGGUGAUACUAAACCAGAUUACUUGUUUGAAGAUAAGUUCACAAGUAUUUCAAACUAUCACCACCAAAAUCAUCAGGCAAUGUUCCAUUCAACAAGUUAGAAGUAAGAUCCAACACUUCAACAAACUGAAAUCGACUUGGUACUGCACCAGAAAAUAGGUUUUUCCUCAAAGGAACAACUUUUAGAUUCUGCAAAGAACUUAGCUUUUGUGGGAGAUUUCCUACAAAUGCAUUGACAGAAAGAUUUAGAACCUUUAAGCUCUUCAACCAUCCAAUAGACUCAGUUAGCUCACCAGAAAUAGCAUUGUUCGACAGUUAAAGAACUUGAAGUUCAGAAGCAUUGAGAAGUGAAACAGGAAGUGUUCCAUUCAAGAAACUAUUUGGAAGUUUAAUAGUAUGAAGAUGUUGAAUAAAGCCUAAUUCUUCUGGAACAGAACCAAUAAGCUUAGAAUUUGGGAAUUGGGAAUACUAAACUAAUGAUUCUAGACAUGUCUGGUGCACAAGUUACACCAGUCCAUAAACAUGGAGUUGCAUCAUUAUAGUCCCAAUUAUCAAGAAUUAAUAAAGGGUCAUCAAGAACAGAGUAUUUGAAAGACAACAAGAGAGUUCCGAAUCCUUCGGGGUGGCCCAGUGAUUUGAGCUUGGGACUUCCAGGUUGGAGUCUCAAGUUCGAAACCCCUUGCCAGAGAAUUACCUCUCCUAUGUGGUUUGCAAGCUAUUGCAGAGCGGGGUUUUUACCCUGUGCGCACCCAAAGGAUAGUGUCUGCAGGUUUUCCUUGUCAUUUAAAAAAAAACAAGAGAGUUCCAUCUAUGUUGAGACCAAAUGAAGGACACAAAAGAAAGAAAAAGACCCCAAAUGAUCAGAAAGAAUAGUACUGCUCUGAGAACGUCAUCAUUUCUUGAACUGAUUAUUCAUGAUUACAACAUAAUACUACUAUAUACAUAAGAAGAAAGAGGAAGAGGUAAACCAACUACUAGAGAAGUUGUGUUGGUGACCAAAAAGACAGCAAGGGAUGGAGAAGUGUACGGCAGAAAAAAAGAAAAGUGUUCUGGUUCACUCUGUUACAUAGAUGAUAAUAUUGAUAUGUAUAUAGUAGUAGUAGUAAAAGGGUACUUGAGUAAGUUCGUGAAAACAAAGUGAAUGGCUAUUAUUGAAGUACUUCGUUUCUGUCCUCGUUCUGUUCUAAAUUUAACUUAUUUGUACUGAUAUUGUUAAAAAGUUUUCCUUUAUCA
This is a messenger RNA of Solanum lycopersicum (tomato), 2340 nucleotides long. The record is from RefSeq and is a predicted model, not a curated record. NCBI's taxonomy places the organism in Eukaryota, Viridiplantae, Streptophyta, Magnoliopsida, Solanales, Solanaceae.